AAAUUUUCUCAUUUCGUCAGCACCCUUUUUCUAUGGGCUUUGUCGUGUCGUUCGUUUUUAUUUUGUCAACAACAAUCCAAACAAAUAUUUCCAAUUUUUUUGCUCAAUUCCGUAUAAAUUGCGUGCAAAAAUGGGGAAAUAGGGGCGCGACAGUUUUUUUUUUUUUUUUUCAAUUGUCCCUUUGUAAACGAUUCUUGAUAAUAUGGGAAAUGCGAGAAAGCAAGAAAUCGCAGUGCUUCUGCGUAAAGCUCUCUCAACAUCAUAAUAUACACAAGUGAACUAUAUAAGCAUAAGUAGAAAAAAAGAAAGAAAAGAUUAUUUAAUCACUUUUUACACUCAAUUCAAAUCGGAAAAUAAACAUUGCAUAAGUGUCGUGCAACGCGAAGUGUCUCUAUUUUUUGAGGUUAAGUUUCACGGGGACUAAAUUGCACGAUGACAAUCAUUUAAGAUUUCUUUUUCGUUUAUAUAUAUUUUUCUGACAUCGUCGGGAAUGUCAGAGCGAUUUCUUCCUUUGGAUUGUUUGGUAUUGUGUCAAAUUGUUUCGGGAAAUGUCUUACAGUGAUGGCGGGGGACGUUCAAUACGAAAAUCAUCAAAUAGAUCACCAAAAAAAUUACGCGUAACAAAAGCUGAAAAUAGUGAUAGAACAACAACAACGAUAAGUUAUAAUAAUAAUCAACGUUUUGGUGAGGGAAGUCAUAAUCCACCCUCAAUACAUAAAAGAAAUCUUUAUGUUGUUUCAUUGCCGUUAAUUUUUCUAUUCAAUAUUCUACGCUCAUUGAUUUAUCAAUUGUUUGUUGUUUUUAAAUAUUUAUAUGCCUCGACAUCGUAUUUAAUUCGUCGUCGACAAGUUACAAGAAAUAAUUGUCAAUUGGAAAUUGUCGUUGAUAGAGAGACAGCUGAAAAUUUAUUACAAGUAUCAACAACAAGAGAGGACGAGGGAAUGUCACAAAUUGUUAAAAGAACAGGUCCAGGACCUGGUGAUCCUCUUCUCGCUAAACAAAAACAUCAUCAUCGACGGGCAUUUGAAUUUAUUAGCAAAGCUCUUAAAAUUGACGAAGAAAAUGAAGGUCACAAGGAAAUGGCCAUUGAACUUUAUAAAAAAGGAAUUGGCGAAUUGGAAAAAGGAAUCGCUGUCGAAUGUUAUGGUGGCCGAGGGGAAGUCUGGGAACGAGCACAGAGACUUCAUGAAAAAAUGCGAACCAACUUGGCAAUGGCCAAGGACAGACUCGAUUUUCUUGUGAGUGUGUGCGAGCUGAAAAAGAUGGAGAUUGCCAACCAAGCUCAAGGAUCAGACCACGAUGAUUGUGAUGACGUUUCUGAUGAACGUCCUGGAAAUUAUUUGAGGAAAAGACGCAAUUUACAAUUAAAUCACAAUAAAUUAAAACAAACAAAAAAUACAAAUCACGCUCACACACAAUCACUAACAUUAAACACUGGACAAUAUAAUAAUACACAAAUACCAAAGCCAUCACAGAGGCCUCGAUCUCCGAAAAAUUCUCAUAAUCGCAUGUCCGAAGCGUCGGGGAGAAAAUUGACGAUUCCUGGAAAACGAAUUUCUGGUGCUGUGAUGAGUAAAAGUCAAACUUUACCGCGAAGUAUGGGAAGAUCAACGCCGUCAUUGCCUUGUCAUAGAAACAUUCCAUUAAAACCAUCGUCAACGCCUCCUGCGGUUAAAAGACAAUUAUCAGUUCCUGGCAAUGGUUCGCCAAUUAGAAGACCAGGAACACCCGGUGCCAGCAGUAGCAAUCGAGGAACUCCAACGAGAAAAAUUCCAAAUUUAAAAGGAGUUGAUCCCAAACUUGCCAAUGUUAUUCUCGAUGAAAUUUUAGAAGGCGGAACUGCUGUUCAAUGGGAUGAUAUUGCUGGACAAGAGACAGCUAAGCAAGCGCUUCAGGAGAUGGUGAUUUUACCUUCACUGCGACCUGAAUUAUUCACAGGUCUGCGAACCCCAUCACGAGGAUUAUUGCUGUUUGGUCCGCCAGGUAAUGGAAAAACACUUUUGGCACGAGCAGUUGCGACUCAAUGCAAUGCAACAUUCUUUUCAAUAUCGGCGGCAAGUCUCACUUCAAAAUACGUUGGAGAAGGUGAAAAAUUGGUGCGAGCUUUGUUUGCAAUAGCACGAGAACUACAGCCUUCUGUGAUUUUUAUUGACGAGGUUGAUUCUCUCUUGAGCGAACGCAGAGAUAAUGAACAUGAAGCUUCCAGACGAUUAAAAACAGAAUUUCUUGUCGAGUUUGACGGUCUUCCUUGCAAUCCUGAGGAGAGAGUCCUUGUAAUGGCUGCAACAAAUAGACCUCAGGAAUUAGAUGAGGCCGCUUUAAGAAGAUUCACAAAACGUGUUUAUGUAAUGCUGCCAGACAUAAAGACUAGGGUUCUCCUAUUGCAGAGACUUUUGGGAAAGCACAAUGAUCCUUUAACUCAUGCAGAACUGAAUCGCAUGGCAAAUUUGACUGAAGGAUAUUCCGGAAGUGAUUUAACGGGACUAGCUAAAGAUGCGGCACUUGGACCCAUAAGAGAACUAAAUCCAGAACAAGUAAAAGAGGUGGAUUUAAAUCACGUGCGAAACAUUACAAUUCAAGAUUUUUUAGAUAGUUUGAAAAGAAUCCGCAGGUCGGUUUCACCCGACAGUUUAGCCGCUUUUGAAAAAUGGAGCCUCGAAUAUGGUGACGUUAGUCUCUGAUCGGAGCACCUUACGAGUUCUUGCUCAAAACUUGAAUCUCGCCUUUAUUCAGUUAGCACAAGCCAAACUGACAGUCACUGAGCGCCUUUUUCUAUUACAUUUAAAGAAAACAAAAAAAAACCCGUGUCUCGAUUUUGGUAAAAAUAAAAAAAAAGAAAUUUUUUUUUUUAUUGACUUGAGAUACAGCACAUCAAAGAGACGUUUAGCGGCUUUUAUAUUUUGGACAAUAUUGUACCAAUUUCAUCUUUUUGCGCUCGUCAAUCAAUUUUUGCACUAUUGAGAAAAUAUAAAGGCAAAUUACAUUAAUUUUGCCAAUUUCUUGUGAAAGCAAGAAGACUGCGUUUAUUGUUCUAAGAACUUGUUUUUUUUUUUUUUUUUACUUCAAGUCGGACGUACAAAUUAUUUCUGGGGUUUCGAUCUGUUUAUUUGCUCUUUGGAGUUUUUUAAAAGUCAUUCAAUCGGCUACGUUCCUUGUAUGUACUGAAUAAUACAAUGUUCAUUAUUAUUCGAUUUUCACUAGACUCAAUUUAGUAGAAAUUUGAGAGACGUAAGAUACUUAAUAUUUAUUAUUAUUAUUAUUGUAGUAGAUAAAUGUUUGUUUCGUUUUAUUUAAAUCAUGUCGUGUGCAGGAAAAUGAUAUUUUAAAUUGACUAUGAAAAAUUUGAUUUUGCGUUUUCACCUUUUUAAAAAUUUUAAUUAUAUUAUGAAAUUUUACAAAAAAAUAAUUUAUCAAGUUUACAUAAGUUAAUUGAAAUUUCAUAUUUUUUUCAUUGUUAUUUUUCUUCACCAACAAAAUAAAAACAAGAAUAUUCUAAACAAUUAAAUGAAAAUUUGAAAAAAAAAUUUUUUUUUUGUUAAAAUUCAUAAUCUAAUUUGAAAUCUUUAUUGCUGUCAAUUUAAAAUUUCACUAUUUAAAUACAAAAAUAUCAAUAACUUUCUUUUUUUUCUAUAUCUUUUUUCUUACGCUUCUUAAAUCUCGCUCAAAACUUAACAAUAAAAAAAAUUUUUUUAAUUAAAAUCAAUACUUUUUCGCAUAAAUAUUAAAAAUCGAUAAUUUUACAAUAAAAAUAAAGAAUCGAUAGUUUUUCAGUAAAAAUAAUAAAAAAAAAUACAGCGUACCUAAAAAAAAAAAGAGAGAAACUUCAUUUUUCAAAUUUAACUGAUAAGUAAUUAAAAUUUAAGAAAAUUUGAUAAUAAAUUUAGAAGUGCUAGAAGUCGGUUUUUUGUUUGUUUAAGCGAGAGAUAUUCUGAUUGAUAGGAAAAAGAAAACACAAAAGAUUUUUUAUGAUGGCAUCGAAUGGAUUAAAUUAUUUUGGUUUCGAUGUGAGAAAAUUUACUCUUGACAACGAAUGAAUAAAAUAAAAAAAAAAAAAAAACGGAAAUGGUAUCUUCCAUGAAAAGGGCUUUAUCUAAAAAUAUCAAGUGGUUAUUUGCAAAUUAUGAAAAAUGAUUGUAAAAUAUUUUUAUUCUAUAUAAUAUUUAUAUUCAUUAUUAUUGUUGUCGCUGAUAAUAAUAUUAUUAUUCAAAGAUAUUUUAACGAAGUUUGCCCGUUACAUUCCACUCGUUAUUUCACUAAUAAUUGAGUUUUGUGCCUAAUAUUUUAUUCUUUGUCGAUUCUCUUUUUUUCAAAUAAAUAAAACGAAGGAAAAAAAGAAUCAGAUUGUGGUUCAGAAUAAAAAAAAAAAAAUUGUUUAGAUGAGAAAAAAGAAGCAUUUUUUUAGGGAAAAAAAUAGUAAUAAAAAUAAUAAUCAAUGUUCAAAAUAUAUUUUUUACUAACAAAAUACUAUUUCUUAAAGAAAAACAUAAACAUUGAUUUAUGUAAUAAAGAAACUUUUGAAUUAUUUCCAUCUUAUUAAAUUAUAACAUUAAAUGUGAAAUUUUUGUCAAAAACAAAAAAAAAAUGUUAGGUCACGUAAAAUGAAAAUUAAAUUUGAAACAGAAAGUCUGUUACACAAAAUUAAUUUAUGAUAUCUAUUUACUAUAAACAAUAUUAUUAAUGUACAGUACUAUUAAAAAAAAAAUAGAUUUUAAGUCGAUAAGAAUGUGAUAAAUGUUGAUAAUUUGUGAAUGUAAACAUAAUUUGAAAUUAAUUAUUUCCAUGAUUGUUGUGUGUGAAAAAGUAAAUUGUUUCAUCGAAAUAUUUCGAAGUGAGAAAUUUGAAUAAUGUUUUAUCGAUCAAGAUAUUUACAUAGUGAUAUUAAUUUUACAAUAAUUACAAAAAUUGUUUACUAAAUUUUCUUCGUCGAAAGAAAGUGAAAAUUAAUUUUUCUGUACAAAGUUUUAAAAAUCAUUUUCUUUUGAUAGAUUGAAAAUUGUAAUUAAAAUCAUUUUUAGUCAAUUUUCGAAAUUUUCAUUUCUCUAAAUAAUAUGUUUUCUACGUAGUAAAAUAGAAAUUCUUUUGAAAAAACAUUUUUUUUUUUUGAACAAUUUCCGUUGAUUUUAAAAUAAUUUAAUUAUAAUUUUAAACAAAACUUUCGAAAUUCAUUUAAAAAAAAAAAAAAAAAAAAAAAAAAAAAAACUUGAGAAUUAUAUUCCAAUACUAGCCAUAUAGAAAUUAAGAAAAUGCACUUCCUAUAUUUGGGAAUUUUAAUCUUAUUGUCUCGAGCUUAAUUACAUAAGGAAAAAAAAAUUAAUGAAAGCUUAUCAUUGAUAUUUUGCAAUUUAUAUAAAUUAUUAAAUAAAAUUCAAAUUCCGGUAAAUUGAAACUUGAACGCUGAGAUAAUUUUUAAUCUCACAGCCUUCCAUAAAAUAUUCAGCUCUGCCUUGAUCCAGUUAUUUUGCUACUUUUAUAAAAUUUAGCAAUAAGUUAAAAAGAUUGAAACAUACAUAAUAUGAAACGCCAAUUUUUCUCGAAAAAUUCGGAUUUAUAAAAAAUUAACAGUUUUUUUUUUAUUUGUUUAAUUAAUGAAAUUUAUUACAGAAAUUUUGUUUUUUUUCUAAUUUUUUAAUUUAAUUUAAACGAACUUACCGAAUAUUAUUAAUUACCUUUUCAAAUUUAAUUUUUACAAUCGAUAUUGUUUUAAUAUUAAAUGUUUUUAAUAAUAAUUUUUAAUAAUUCAAUUUUGUUUUUCGUAAUUAUUAUUGACAAUAAAUUUUCAUUUUUUUUUCUUAUUUUCAUUAACUGUAAGUUUUCAAUUGUAAAAAAAGAAUAUUUAUAAAGUUAUAUUUGGUAAAAUAAAAAAAAAGACUGACAGUAGAAUUGAACAUUAAAAUUCGGUUAAAUAUUUUGUAAAGAAAAAAAAAUAUAAUCUUGCUUUAAUAAAAAUUUGAAAAAAAAGUAAGAUUAUAGGUAUAAGUUAAAAGGGAAAAAUUUUGGUCAAAUAAAAAUUACACUAUAUUAAUUGGGUUACUUAAAGUAAAUUAAUCAAUAGAAAUAUUUAGAAAUUAUAAAAAUUCCUACAAUUCUACAUUUGUCAGUCCAAUCUUUAAAAUUUAACAGAUUUUUUUGCUUUUCAAAACUAGAAUAUAGUAGAAAAUGAAAGUUACAUAAAAUGUUUGUUAAAAAAAAAAUAUAUAAAAAUUAGGCCUCGUUUCAAAAUAUAGUUAUUAGUAUGAAAUUUGUGAGUGCUGAAUUAGAAUUAAGAGAAAUUUGAUUAUAGCAUAAAAAAUGAAUGGCUUUUGUAAACAGUCUUUGUGUCUUUGUAAGCUUCGAGAGGAAAUUAAAAAAAAAAAAAUUUUUUUGCGUGCGAACAAUCGCAAAAUUCUCUUAAAGCUUCAACAAAACUCCGUUAUAUUGUUAAUGUUUAUUUAAUAAUUUAUUUAUUGAUUCAAUUUUAGAAUUGAUUCAAUUUAUAUUGUAAAAAUUGUGAAAAACAUUUUUAAUUUUUUAAUAGUCAACAAUUUAUUAAUGCAGUAUUGAACAAUUUAAUUAUAAAAAAAAAAAUGAUACACUCAUAUAUUUCUAGUCCCUUAUUAUAAAAAUAGAUUUAUUACCUUAUAUUUAAUGAUUGUAAUACUAGCUACGCUUCUUAUAGUGAAAUAAUUAUUCUAAGUUAUAUAUUAAUGAAAUAAAAGAAUUGUCAAAUAUUGGGGAAUAAACGAAUUCAUUCCACAAGA
Messenger RNA from Leptopilina boulardi, 6737 nucleotides. RefSeq names its product spastin (gene spas). Gene Ontology annotation, molecular function: ATP binding; microtubule severing ATPase activity; ATP hydrolysis activity. The transcript is spliced from 7 exons. Lineage: Eukaryota; Metazoa; Arthropoda; Insecta; Hymenoptera; Figitidae. Bases 549 to 2681 code for a protein of 710 amino acids. The record is from RefSeq and is a predicted model, not a curated record. Gene Ontology annotation, cellular component: microtubule cytoskeleton.